Trichomonas vaginalis G3 is the source of this 1317-nucleotide messenger RNA. RefSeq names its product PH domain-like family. The coding region runs from base 1 to 1317 and encodes 438 amino acids. The transcript has a single exon. The record is from RefSeq and is a predicted model, not a curated record. NCBI's taxonomy places the organism in Eukaryota, Parabasalia, Trichomonadida, Trichomonadidae.
AUGGAUUACUCAGCUUUACUUGAUUCUCCUAAUUAUCAGAAAUGCCUACGCGGUAUUAGGAUGUUUAACUCAGAUUUAGAGACAAAUCCAUGCGAAACACUUAAUAACUUUCAUAAAUACAGCAAAUCAUUAAUUCAUAUCUUUUUCGACCUCGAUUAUUUAGAAAUCGCACAUCUUUCUAUUACAGAAGCAAUACUUAGAUACGCCAGACUCUUUAUUGACCAGCUUUCUAAGAAAGCAAAACUUGAAUUAGUUCUUUUUUGUCUGGAAUGUUGCAAGGAAUGCAACUCCGAUCGAUAUGCAUUCUUUUUAUCUCUUGACAUAUUCAGAGUAGAGUAUUACUCAGAUUUUAUUAAGUCGAUCAUCUCAGGAAAAGAUUCUCCAUUUUCACAGCUAAGUAUUAAAGAUUUAUUAGUAUUUGUUGAAUUUAAAAUAUGCGAGGACUUCUUAAUGACACAAAUGGAUCAUAUUUUUAACCAAUUGUCCAAAAGUCCCAAAGAAACAGCAGAUAUUAUUGUAAGAAUCCUUAAAAGAGAUCAAACUAACAAAGUUGCAGUGAAUCGACUGAAGAAUAUAUGCAAAAAGAACUCUACAUUGCUUCAAUACAUUCCAACAGAGACUCUGACACUAUUCUUGAUGGAUAAAGAGCUUAACAUCUUGCUACAAUCCCAUUCUAAGAAAUCAUAUCCUGCAUUAUGCGAGAAAUUCGCUUUUGAAAACCAAAUUAUCCGAUUUUGCAAGUCCCCGACAGAUGUUAUUAAGAAAGAAUCGAUACCAGAAUAUGUUCCAUAUAAGAAACAAUCAUUGAUUUUGCCUCCUGGAGCUCAGCCAUUUUCAAUUGUCCAUGAAGCUGAUAAUCUUUCAAAGAUGUGUCUUAAGAAGUCUCCAUUUGAGAAAUUCAAUCAAACAAUAGCACAUAAUACGAAAAGAAUCAAAAUUGACACUAAAAGUGAAAAUACUCCUAAUUCUACUUUGAUGAGAAACAGAGGUGCAUCAAUUGUUCUUGCUCCAAAACUGUUGCAUGAAUGGGGUGUUAAGAAAGGAGGAAUUGGCCACAGCAAGUGGCAGAAGCGAUAUUUCGAAUUCUUUUCUUCCGCGCGCUGUAUCAUCUGGCGCGAAUCUCCUGAGAGCCUUACAAUAAGUGGGCUAGUUAUCAUCCAAGAUAAUACAAUUAUUUCUCCAGCUCUUUCUCAUAAAGGAUACUAUAAAAUACGAAUUGAUCCAUCUCAGGGCGAAAAGAAAUAUGAAAUAGCCUUCGAAAAAGAGUCGAUUUGCAACCAAUGGGCGCAAGCUCUACAAUCUCUCUGCACAAAAUAA